GUGUCACAUUCCUGUGGUAACUGUGAUUGUUGAUUGGUCAGAGCUUUAGUGUUUUGUUUACUUUUUCUAAAAAAAAAUAAAUCAAACUUUAGAAGUAUUUAGAACAUUGAACAUUACAAUGACACCGUAAAUAUUCUUUAAAAAACCCUAGUUUUUGUCAAAAUGUCACUCGUGGCAGAUUAUGGUCAGUCAUCAAAUAGUUCAGAUAGUUAUGAAUCCGACAAUGAAGUAAGCAAAACAGAAGGAAAUCUAACUCCUUUCAAGUUGCCCACGCCAAACUUUGAAGGAGGAAGUUUUGCUGAGAAUGAAACCAAAUCCUCGGUGUUUACAAAUCCUUUUAUUGAAGCUGAGCAUGCCAAAGAAGCCAUAUUACAAAAGCAUGUGAAAAUGAUUGACGCCAAAGAUGUUGUGGUGAUUAAUGGUAAAAAAAUAUGUUGGAACUAUCGCAAAGGAAGAUGUCGAUUUGGCCAUAAUUGCAAGUAUGCUCAUGAUUCUGAUGUUCAGAAGACAGAUGCGCAAUUAGAAGUGGAAAAAGAAACUCUGGCGACCAAAGGCAUAGUGUGCCACAGCGGAGGAUCAAAUUCUUCAUUGGCACGGCCCACACCACAAGAAUUAGAGGAGAUUAAGGAAGAAAACUCAACUGACAAAAGAAAGAGAAAAAGGUUGGGAUUAACGCAGGGUCUGGUGCCUGGCAAGAAAGUGAUGAAGCAUUACUUGAGUCACAAAAGUUGAUUGUUUAUUUUGUAUUUUGUUCCAAGAGCCAUUGAAAUA
Messenger RNA from Cylas formicarius (sweet potato weevil), 771 nucleotides. RefSeq lists its product as uncharacterized. The transcript is spliced from 4 exons. The record is from RefSeq and is a predicted model, not a curated record. Gene Ontology annotation, molecular function: metal ion binding. Bases 163 to 732 code for a protein of 189 amino acids. Lineage: Eukaryota; Metazoa; Arthropoda; Insecta; Coleoptera; Brentidae.